AUCUCACUGCUGGUUGGAUUCAUCAGUGUAAAUAAUUCUCCAUGGACGGAUUACAGUGCAUACAGCUACUUUCAGAUUGUCACCAUGUGCGACUUGGUUAUGAUUUUGUUUUUCUACAUUGUCCACAUUUUCAGAGUCUACAGGAAGCUCACUUGUGUUAGCUGGCCGCUUGCGGAGUUUCUUCAUUAUUUAAUCGGUACAAUUCUGCUUCUCAUUGCAUCGAUUGUAGCAGCAUCCAAGAGUUACAAUUUGACUGGACUUGUGGCUGGAGCGACUUUCGGGUUCCUAGCUUCGAUCCUUUGUGUUUUAAGCAUGUGGUCAUCCUACAAGGUUUCGUGCGUCACGCAGUCCACAAUCCAUCUCCGGUGA
Messenger RNA from Antrostomus carolinensis (chuck-will's-widow), 369 nucleotides. It is a transcript of the gene CMTM7, whose product is annotated as CKLF like MARVEL transmembrane domain containing 7. The transcript is spliced from 4 exons. NCBI's taxonomy places the organism in Eukaryota, Metazoa, Chordata, Aves, Caprimulgiformes, Caprimulgidae. The annotation marks the transcript as partial. Gene Ontology annotation, cellular component: membrane. The record is from RefSeq and is a predicted model, not a curated record.